Messenger RNA from Platichthys flesus (European flounder), 2766 nucleotides. RefSeq names its product syndecan 2 (gene sdc2). The transcript is spliced from 5 exons. Gene Ontology annotation, biological process: cell migration. Gene Ontology annotation, cellular component: membrane; cell surface. The record is from RefSeq and is a predicted model, not a curated record. The coding region runs from base 397 to 1032 and encodes 211 amino acids. Lineage: Eukaryota; Metazoa; Chordata; Actinopteri; Pleuronectiformes; Pleuronectidae.
AGAGAGAGGCAAAGAGAGAGAGGGAGAGAAGUAGAGCGGCGUGCGGCUCGUGCAGAUUUCAGUGACACCACGCAGCACGCGGAGGACUUCGCAGAUUGAACGGAGAGCUUUAUUUAAACUCUGUCACUGAAACAAAAACAAAGAGCAGGAGAAGAAGAAGGAGUAAAGGAGGCAGGAGAAGGAGAAGAAGAAGAAGAAGUGUCGGGAGAGAGGAGGAGGAGGAAUAUCCCCCAAAACGCAACACGUAUCCGGUGGAUCCAGAGAGAGAGAGACGCGGCUGGAGCAGGAGAAGAAGGAGAAGAAGGAGAAGAGGAAGAAGAAGAAGAAGAGGGGGAGACAUUUGACAUUUUGACGCCUGUCGCGACGCGUUUUUUCACUGAGUCGUUCAGAGGAAUAAUGAGGAACGUUUGGAUAAUUUUGACCCUCGGCCUCGCUGCCGUCCUCUCCGGGGAAAGGAUAGCAGAAGCAGCCAAGUCGUCCUCUCAGGCUGAUGACUUGUACCUGGAUGACACAGGCUCAGGAGGUUAUUACCCUGAAGAUGAUGACGACUUUAACUCCGGGUCUGGCUCAGGAGUGGGUGAAGAAGUGGUGAAGGAAACGGUGACUAUCAGCGCGGUGUAUUUCGAGCCCAACGCGGCACAGCCCACCCAGGACUCCACCAAAGAUUUCACUCCCAGGGUGGACUCGGCUACGGUCAGGGAAAAGACACGCGACAGCACGCCCAGGAAACCAUUCAGAACAGAGGCACCAGUGCCAGUCACAGAGGACAUGCAGAAGAUCACCAGUACGACCAGUGCCCCCGACUCACCCCUGCAGCCCGUUGAGGUUCACACUGAAAACCUCUUCCAGAGGACAGAGGUGUUGGCAGCUGUUAUCGCAGGCGGCGUGAUCGGCUUCCUGUUCGCCAUCUUCCUCAUCCUCCUGCUCGUCUACCGCAUGAGGAAGAAGGACGAGGGCAGCUACGACCUGGGCGAGAGGAAACCCUCCGGCGCAGCCUAUCAGAAGGCCCCGACCAAGGAGUUUUAUGCAUAAGGUCCCGCCUCCCCACCUCCCAUCACCACAUUGACAAAUCUCAAGUGACUGUUGGAAGAAAAAAGAAAAGAAAAACGCAGUCCACAACAACAACAACAACAAAAAUCUCUUCACACACAGCAAGAAAUGACAAAAAACAAUUGUUUUCAAAGUUGAUUAUGGAAAAAUAGCUUAAAGGAAAAGCUUUUGCAUAGAGUAUCGUAGGUGAGACCUUUUCUUUCUUCUUUUAAAAAAAAAAAAUGAAAACCAAGCAUUUCUCAUUUUAUGGCAAAUCUCAGUGUAUUUAAACAUUUUGUGUAUUAUUUGAAAAAGGCUGGAAAAAAAUAAAAUAAAAACAGGAUUUUAGUCGCUGACUACUUUUAACUGUAGCAGUUUGUUAUUUGUAAAGAAAAACAAUUUAAAAGUGGAGAUAAUUGAAACAUAAUUAUCCUGUAUCAAUCCUACGUUCAAUUUUUGUUUUCAUUUUUCUUUUGUCCUAGCAUGUCUGAUGUUAAUCUCUAAAGGUGUACUACAUUAAUUUAUCUUUUCUCUGAUGUUUAAAAAAAAAAAAAUUGCCUUUGUAGUUUUGAUGAAGCUUUUUGAUCUUCAUAUUAACGCUGUUAAUGGUCAAUGUAAAUGUUUCUCCCCUUCAGGUUACAGUGUUUAUUAUUUGCUCUCACAUCCGUUUUUUUUUUUGUUUUUGUUUUUUUAGUCAAACGUGAGCGUUUCAUUUUGUCUUGUUGAUUUUGUUCGUCUCUUUCUCGGUGUAGCCUUUCUUUUUUUCUCGACAGCGUUUUUAUUUUCUUAACCAGGAAUCGGUCUUUACAAAAAAAGAAAGGAAGAAAUAAUAGUGUGUCAGGGCUCGAUGAAUAAUCACAAACCUUGUUUCUCCUCUUUUCUAUUUAAAUGCAUUCUCUCUCUCUUUCUCUCUCUCUUUCUCUGACAUUGCACAUUCACUGCUUUUGCUUCGAGCAGCUUUGUGUGUGUCAAGCGUUUUUCGGGGGUGACGUUUUCUUCUCUGUGGCUUGUGGUGUUUUUCCGGCCCAUAGCCACCUACGUCCUCAGCGUGUCCCUUCACUUUACUGACUGCACCAGAACUCUGCUAACACCCCCCCCCCCCUCCCUCCCUCCCUACCUCUCUCUCUCUUUCCCUCUGUUUACCCUCCCUCACUCCCACCUUCUUUUUAAUCAGACUUGAGAAGGGCCCAGCUACACCUUCCUCCAUCACCAAUCUCUUUUUCUCGUACCUUAACCCCCCCCCCCCAACCCCCACGUCUGUUCUCCUUUCUUGUCACAGGACCUAAGGUACUGAACUACUCUGAAAGAACCCAAAGACUCACAGUAUUUCGACCGACACCUUCUCCCCUCCACCGCGGCCGCAUCAUUUCGUUUCCCCACUCACUCUUUUUUUUUUUCAUCACCCCUUCAUGGUUUUCUUUCCUCUUUCUCUCUUUAUUAGAGAUCUGACCUUUGAGUCCAAUCGCUUAUUAGUAUAUGAAAAGAUAUAUAAAUAUAUAUAAAUGUAUAUUCACAAAUGUUUUAAACCUUCAAAGUGCCUACCAUUUGGAAAUGUACUUGCUCGGGGUGAGCAUGUGGCGGGUGUGUACACAAAGGAGGGGUGUAAACGACUUGACUGGCAUUCUGUGAGCAUGGAUGACUGUAAUGGUAACUUUUUUUUUAGUCUUACAAAAGCUGACAGUAUUGUACCUAUAAAUUGAAACAACACUACUGAAUAAACAUUGUGGCCUAAUACCA